GUCACGUGACGAAUAGUUUCAGUCAUGGCCGACGAGUACAGGCGACAAGGUUUCGAGUUGGAGAGAAGGAUAUUCGAGUUAGACAUCAAGUGUUCAAGCCUCCGAGCUGAAAAACAAGAUGAUGAUUAUUUACAGAAUGCGUCUGCCAUACUAGACAAAUUGAAAAGCUAUUACAGGCAUGGAGGGGAGAGUGGCAACCUUUCAAAGGUGCUGCAGGAUUACACACAGGUGAUCCUAGACAUCACAUUUUAUGAAGAGAAUAAGCUGGUGGAUCAGGAGUUUCCUGAGGACUGUUCACCGUUUAAAAUCCAGCAGCUGCUGCAAGACCUGACCGAGCCAGAAGUUUUGGCAGGGAGGCUAGCACCAGCACAAGAAGUGCAGUCUGUGUUGGGCUUGGAGCUGUUAGAAUGCCUCUAUUGGAGACGGGGAGCUCUGCUGUACAUGUACUGCCACACCCUUCACCAACGAAAACAGUGGAUCAAGAAAAACAAGGACACAUUCCUUAAGUGUAUUCAGGAAGGUGUGCGCUACCUGAUGCGGAUGCUGCAGGUGAGAAACUCUGUGAAGCUCAACGAUGGGGUGGUGCUCCAUGACCCUGCUACAGCAAGCUUCUUAUCUGAAGGCAUCUUCUCUGACACACACCUGUUGACGAUGAUGUACAUCGGGGAAAUGUGUUUCUGGGCGGUCAAGUAUGAGGAUUGCAGCGCUGACACAAUGGAUCGCAAAGAAGAUCGCCUUCAGUUUCGGGACAUUGGCACUCAGAUCCUCAACAAAUACGUGCUCGCCUGUGAGGGCCCGCUGCAGGGCCAGGGCUGGAACACAGAAAAUGCCAAGGAAAUCCUUAGUAUUUUACAGUGAAGCUAACUGCUGCUGUGUUGUAGUUGCCCUCAGGCACAGAUCUAAGUUCAGUAUUCAAGUGUGUGUCAACCCCAAAUAAAAAUGGAGCCUAUCAGGAGGGGUGUAAAGUUGUGGAAGGUUAAGGGGAGGCACGGAUAGGAAGAGUAUGUGAUGAAAAAGAGUCUAUGGAUCAGUGUCUACAGGCAACCUCAUCCCUUGCCAAACGGCACAGGCCAAAGCAGGCGAAUAUGAAAAGUAUAAGAUAGGUGGUGUAAAACUGGCAGGGGCUGCAGAGAAGGGUGUUGGUUGUUUUCUUUUUCUGUUUGUUUUUGUUUGUUUGCCAUGUCCUGCUGAAAAAAGCAGUUAUCAUCCUGAUUCCAGACUGUUGACUGGGGCACUUACUUUGCUCUGAGAAUGUGUUAUAAUAACAUUAAUAUGAGUAUAAAAAAGGUUAUUAAUACAAUUGACCUUUUUUCGUUUUUUAAUAAGAUUGUUACAAGUUUGAAGAUAAUCCAGCUGGAAAUAAGACAUUGCACAGUAACAUUUUAUUUAUUGUUUUUUUUUUUUUUUGCCAUUUUGUAAUGCUUUUAAUAUAUUAUAAUUGCAUAUACAUUAUAUAUGUAUGUGUGCAUAAAAAUAUAAACUCUAAAGGCAAAGAAAGUUGUUCAGAAACUAUUUGACAAUGAUGUAUUAAUAAUUGAAGUAUGUUCAUUUUUUUGUCAUACCGGCUUGUAAUGCACCACUUGUAUUCUCAUCUAUUGCAACUUCCAUUUUUCUUCCACUUGCGUUAUCUUGAUAGUACAACUAUUAAUACAGAAUCAAUGUUGUUUUUGCGAAAAAUCACUUUCUUUUUUUAUGUCGUCGUUGACAAUAAACACGCGCGUUGUUUUAAUUAA
This is a messenger RNA of Labrus bergylta (ballan wrasse), 1733 nucleotides long. It is a transcript of the gene rimoc1, whose product is annotated as rab7a interacting mon1-ccz1 complex subunit 1. The record is from RefSeq and is a predicted model, not a curated record. Gene Ontology annotation, biological process: mitophagy. Lineage: Eukaryota; Metazoa; Chordata; Actinopteri; Labriformes; Labridae.